GUCGUUACUAGGCAGCGUUAACGGAGUGCCAGACAUUAGCAGAAAAGUAUCUUCGUCUAAAAGAUAACUCUUCACCUAUGCGCAUACUUACACUGUUAGGAAUGUAACAUUUUCACGACAGUUAGUGAAUGUUGAUGGAAAAGAAAUGGCUGCACCAAGCGACAUUCGGGAUAAACUGCGAAAGAAACGGCAGGCCUUGCAAGACACUUUGGUAAAAAACAAAAACAAGGACGACAGUCAGGCUCUGGUUCCGUCCGCCAAGUUCAAUGUGGAGAAGCAACCGACUGCAAUGAAGGAAGCUGAGGGCAGCGAUGAGGAUCCAGGAGAGACUCUGAGACGCACACUGAGAGCCCAGAGAGAGAAGAGGAAGACAAAGUUGCUGGGACAGGAUGAGGAUGCUGGGGAAGUUUCCCCCACUCAGUACAACAGUCCAAUCGAGGGACCAUCUAGUAGGAUGGAUGAUUCUGUGGUUUCUACAAGACCUCCCACUAGUUCUCAGAGAGGAGUCUCUGUGAAAUCUGAGCAGCCCUCCAGCUCUCUGCAUUUAGACACUUUUGUGACACGGCAUUUGCAAGAGAAGCUGAGAGCAGCCAGGUCUAAAGGAGAGAGCCUUCAGCAGCAGGAAACGUCAGAGGAUUCCAGUGAGCCGGUCAGUCGACUCCAGCGGCUCAAAGACAGAGACACCAUAACAAGAUUCGAUAGAGAGGCUCAUCCAGUCAGUUCAGGAAGACACGACGACCCCCUGACCCUUGGCACCAGAAUCAAGUUUCGAGAGAGAGCAGAAGAAGACUUCCCAACUGCUGAAGAAGCAUACAAUUUCUUUACAUUUAACUAUGAGCCUGAACAACGAAGUAAGCCAGAGAGUAAGAGCAGGAAGAGACAAAAACAGAGAGACGGAGUCGAGGAGGACGACAGAGAUGAAAACGGACAAGAGGAAGCCGAAGAGGAAGAAGAGGACGAAGCAGAGGACGAAGCAGAGGAAGAUAAUCAAGACCAAAAUGAGUUCCAGAGUGAAGAAGCUCCUCUGGUGCGAAAUGAAGACGAUUUAUUCGUCAUUGACCAUUCACCUCAGGACUUUGUGGAAAUGAGGAAAGCAGAGUAUGUUGGGCGCAAAAUGCGCGUCCAACGAGACCGUGAACUCCUGUUUACACCGAGCUUUCUAACAGUCCCAACCUCCGUCAAGCUGCCCGAAAACAUGAAGCCCCGCUUUCUGGAGGACGAGGGUCUCUACGUGGGACAACGGCCUGCCGUAUCUUUGACCAACGAAAACAUUUCAGAGAAUCGCAUUUUGAAAAUGGCUGAGGGAAGCAAAUGGUUUGGAGAUGAUGGGAAGAUUCUUGCUCUGCCUGACCCCAUAAAGGAAUCGUCCACAAGGCCACCCCUUUUCCACAUGGAUGAAGAGCUGGAUCCUGCUCUGCAAACAGUAUACAGGAAGGCUAUGAAGUCCCAGUAUGCAAAUCUGUACAUUGCUGGUGCCACAGACCCCGAGGGAGACUACCAGCUUGACGUUGAUGUCUCCGGGCUGAUCUUCUCCCAUCAUCCUCUCUUUAGCCGCGAACACGUCCUGGCAUCGCGGCUAGCUCAGUUGUACGAUCAGUACCUCAGCAGGCAACAGAAUAAUCUCACAGGGCACCUUACCGAGAAGUUGAACGGCCUGAGGAAAGCUCUGCGGAACAUGAUGAGGAUCCACGGUGAGCAGGGCUCCUCCGAGGCCUUGCAGCACAGGAUUUCUGAGUACAGUCUAGAAGUGAGGAACACUCGGCAGCUGCGCGACUUGGAGCAGGAGAAGGACAGGACUCUGCUGAGGAGCAUCAUUAAAGUGUGGAAGGAGAUCAAGUCAAUGAGAGAGUUUCAGAAGUAUACCAAUACACCUUUUAAGCUUUUUCUCAGAAGGGAGAAUGUAGAUCGGGCUUUGGAUGAGUGGGAGUAUGAAGGCGAAAUCCUGAAAGAAGUUUUGGAACUGGAAGCAGAAAGUGAGGAGCAGUACCAAAAGAAGCUAGUGGAGUAUAACAAGCAGCUGGAAGAUUGGAAACUCUGGAGGAAGAAGCAGAAAGCCAAGCGAAGAAAGAAGAAAAAGAAAGGCCAAACACAGGACGACACAGAAGAAGAAGAAGAAGAAGAAGAAGGACAGGAUCAGGAUGAGACUGAGUCAGAGGAUCCGUCUGAGGAAGAACGCGUGAAACCAGAGGUUCCAGAAAGGCCGGACAUUGAAUCCCUGGAGCGGUGGGUGAGAGAAAAAGCCUCCAGGAUACGUAGGAAACCAGGAGAGGCCAUUCUGGUCCCAGACCUGUCAACAUCAGGAGGCGUCACAGCCAGCGAUCUCUGUCCCAGGGCUGAAAUAGCUCGCCGGGAAGAUGUUUCGAGGCGCUCUCUUUUCAUCAAGAUCCUUUACAACUACAAGGAAGUUUCCAGAACAGACAGUCGCUCCCUGAGCGCCGACUUCAGGGUUCACUUUGGACAAAUUUUCAAUCUGAAGGUGCUCAACUGUCCACACAGCAUUAAUCUGCAGGUGUUUGAGGAGAUUGGGUCAUCAUACUCCCUGCUGGCUCAGGUGUUUGUUCCUGUACCCGACCCUUCAGUCGUUACAGGCAGAGCCCCUAUUGAGGAAAUUGAGUUCAGCAGCAACCAGCACGUGAUGUUUGAUCACGAGGGAGUUGGAAGUGAUGUGCCGCUCUCCUUUGAGUCCGAUGGCAGCAACAAAGUGACACUGCUGACGUCCGGAAAGCUGUCUUGCUGCGUGUCGUGGGGUAUCGGGGAGGAGGGUGUCCCACUCGCACCGCCUCUUUCUCAGCAUCCUGUUGGCGCACAUAGAGGGCCAGGCCGUCUGGAUGCUGUCUCAUACAUCGGGGCGACCGGAUUGUAUGACAUGAAAAAGAUCGGUGAGUGGGCCAUACAGUCGCGACUGGACCCCAACGAUCCCAAGAACACCUCCAUCAUCCAUCUUCUGAAAGUGGCGACCAGUGGCGAGGUGACUGCUCCCGACUACUUUCGCCUUGAACACCUGCAGGAGGAGUUCAACUUUGUAAGUGAUGAGGAGAUAGAGAAGUCCAAGAGGUUCCGCCUGCUCAGGCUGAGGAACCAGGAGGCUCCCGAGUUUCGCAAUUACAAAUUUGUUCCUCUUCUGGAGAGGGAGAUCUCUGACAAGGUUUUCCAGGAUUAUGAAAAAAGACUGAAAGAGGGGGAGACGGUUGACACCAGGCAACAUCUGGAUCCUCACAGAGCUAUUGUGUCCAAAUACCUUCAGCAGAUACGAGAAUUGGUCAUCAACAGAUUUCUUCUCACCAAACAUUACUACCAACUGUCCGACCUGGUGAUCGAAGAAGAGAUACCAAGCAUUGGCAUUCUGGGAAUUAACCUGUUCAAGCUGGCUGAAUCCAAACGGCCACUGAAACCUCAAAGGAAAGAAAGGAAAAAAGUCACGGCACAGAAUCUGUUGGACGGGGACAUCAGACUGCUCGUUAACGUCAUCCGGGCCCACAACAUCCCGAUCCGCAAACCCCAGAGCAGCAAACCGAGACAGUCUUCUCAGGGUGCCGUCCAGGGCAGUGAUUGGUACCUCAGCCAGGUACAAGUAAGGCCGUUUGUGGAAGUGUCCUUCCAACGCACGGUGCUCCAAACAACCACAGCCGACGGACCGAAUCCGAGCUGGAAUGAGGAGCUGCAGCUGCCAUUUAAUGCUCCAAAUGGGGACUACAGCACUGGCAGUUUGCAGUCUGUCAAAGAUGAAGUCUUUAUCAACAUAUUUGACGAAGUGCUCUUUGAGACUGGACCGAGCGACAAAUCGAGGGCGGCGUCCAUUCACACGCAGAUAGAGAAGCACUGGUUGGGCUCGGUCAAGAUUCCCUUCAGCACCAUUUACUCUCAGUCAAAGAUCGACGGCGCGUUCAAAGUGAACACGCCGGCCGUGCUGCUGGGGUACAGCAGGGAGCACGGCAGCACCAGUGUGUAUGAUCAGUGGCGGAGCACACAGGGCGGGACGUUCAUACGGCUCUUCAUCACUGUGGAACCUCAGCUGGUGCCUGGAGAGUCUGUUAGAGAGAAGAUAAAGGAAGCAGAGUUCAACAGUGAGGAGGAUGAGCGCCUGCUGCACGCUUCAGAGAAGUUUGAGAAACACGCAGCUGAAAGCUAUCCGGGCCGGCCCUGCAUCACCACGGUCAUCGACCUCAGCGGAAAGACGGUCUUCAUCACUCGUUACAUCCGACCGCUCAACCCGCCGCAGGAGUUUCUGGAUGCGUUUCCUAACAACCCCCAGGAAGCCACGACCCUUGUUGCCCGAUAUGUUUCCCUGAUUCCUUCUUUGCCAGAUCAGGUUUCCUUCUCUGCAACCUGUGACUUAUUGAGCAAGUGUGACGAAUUCCUGACUCUACUGGCCGGAGAUGAGCAGGAACACGCCGUGUUGUUGUGCAACUUCUUCCUUUUUUUGGGAAAGAAAGCAUGGCUCAUAAUUGGCACAGCCAUACCAGAGGGACCAACAGCAUAUGUUCUGACCCAUGAGCAGAGUGGCUACUUCAUCUGGAACCCCAGCAGUGGGCAGUUCUAUGAGAAGGGCGACACUUUCUGCCCUCUGCAAACCGUUGGCUGCUUGGUUAAUUCUGACAACGUUUGGUUCAACAUUCAGAAAAAUCCUUCACCAUUACACACCAACUUUGACAUCACCAAGGCCAAAAUGUGGAAACCGUUUUUCUCCCGCUCCUUCUCCCACCCGGGGCUGUCUAGUGUACAGCCAGAGGAGUUAAUGUACCGCCAAACAGACAAAGCAGCUGCAGCAGAGCUUCAGGACAGAGUUGAGAAGAUACUAAAGGAGAAGAUUAUGGAGUGGCGCCCUCGUCACCCAACUCGCUGGAACCGGUACUGCAACACCACCCUGAAACAGUUUCUGCCCAAACUUGAGCAGAGUCGUGGUCAGGAUGUAGCGGAGGGCCACCGCGUCGAGUUGCAGAACCUCCUCGGAGACUACAGGAUCUCGGGAUUCCCCCUCCAUCUGCCGUUUUCUGAGGUCGGACCCAUCAUAGAGGCGGUUCACAGCACAGGGGUUCACAAUAUUCACUCGUCCAAUGUGGAGUUUGCACUGGCCGUGUACAUACAUCCUUAUCCCAACAACGUGCUGUCUGUGUGGGUGUACCUCGCCUCACUCGUCCGCACAUGACAAAGACUGAAUACACUCCUUUCACUGUUGUU
This is a messenger RNA of Poeciliopsis prolifica (blackstripe livebearer), 5178 nucleotides long. RefSeq names its product coiled-coil and C2 domain containing 2A (gene cc2d2a). Gene Ontology annotation, biological process: non-motile cilium assembly; protein localization to ciliary transition zone. The coding region runs from base 146 to 5146 and encodes 1666 amino acids. Gene Ontology annotation, cellular component: ciliary transition zone. Lineage: Eukaryota; Metazoa; Chordata; Actinopteri; Cyprinodontiformes; Poeciliidae. The record is from RefSeq and is a predicted model, not a curated record. The transcript is spliced from 39 exons.